CAAUUCCAUCAUAUCUUUCCUCUUCUCAUAUUCCACGCAUACGAAAGCUAUAUAAGAAAGAAGGCUCGGGAAAGAAGACUUCGACGGUACCACACAUCGAAUCGGACGGUGUGAAAUAUCCGUCGCUUCCUCUUCUCCCCAAUCCAAUCUCCCUCUGAAAAAUCCCCUCAUUUUCCACCAUAAAAUCCCCUUUCAGGAACCCAAUCUUUGGACAAAACAGCACAACAAAUUAGGGAAAUGCUAUCCAAGAGCUUCAAGGCCGGGAAAUGCAAGACGUCUUUGAAGCUGGCGAUUGCUCGCAUAAAGCUUCUAAAGAACAAAAGGGACGCACAGUUGAAGCAGAUGAAGAGGGAUUUGGCUCACCUUCUUGAAUCAGGGCAGGAGAAGACUGCAAUGAUUCGGGUUGAACACGUAGUCCGGGAGGAGAAGACAAUGGCAGCAUAUGAUAUUGUUGAACUUUACUGUGAACUCAUUGUCGCGCGCUUGCCUAUUAUUGAGUCUCAAAAGAACUGCCCCAUUGAUUUGAAGGAAGCGAUAUCUAGUGUAAUUUUUGCAUCCCCAAGGUGUGCCGACAUACCAGAACUCCAGGAUGCUCGCAAGCAUUUCACUGCAAAAUAUGGGAAAGAGUUUAUCACUUCUGCUCUUGAAUUACGACCUGAUUGUGGAGUAAACCGGACUAUCAUUGAGAAGUUAUCUGCAAAGACACCCGAUGGUGAGACAAAAAUCAAGAUCUUAACUGCAGUUGCUCAAGAACACAAUGUCAAAUGGGAUAGGGAGGCACUUGAAGAGCAAGUUCUCAAGCCUUCUGAGGAUUUACUGAAAGGACCUAGUAAAUUUGUGAGUGCCAGCACGAUGCAUGUGGAAUCUCCUAAUGUCCAAUUCCAACCUCCUGCUAGCCAAAAGCAUGAGCCGGCUACGACAUCAGUCGAGAAUGAUAUUACCAGAUCAUCAUUGAGUUCCACACCCCUUUCUUCCACAAGCAUGAGCACUCCUCCUUCAAUUCCUACUACUCAUCCUGAGCCGAACAGAAGAGGUGGAGUAGAACAAAGACAUCCAUUUUAUAAGGAUGAGAAUGCUUAUUCGAAUAGGCAGAGCUGGAAUAUGGAAUUCAAGGAUGCAACUUCCGCCGCACAGGCAGCCGCAGAAUCUGCAGAAAGGGCAAGUAUAGCUGCUAGGGCUGCUGCAGAAAUGUCCCGUGGAAAUUUUACAAGGGAGUAUACCACAGAAUCACAAGGACCAUCUUUUUACGGUUCCAGAGAUGAGGGACACAGAAGAACUGGUUCGAAGUUGAAGGGUGAACAUGUUGAGCAUUCAGUUAGGAUGGAAGAUGAUCUACCGAGUGGUUCCUAUGGAAGAUCAUCGCAAAGGACGCUGAGUAAGCAGGGAAGCGAAAUGGAAGAUCAUCGCCCGUUGGGAGCAGCCGAAAGCAGAUAUCUUGGCCAUGGAAGUGUGGAAAGGAGAGGUGAUCAGUCCGCUUCUUCUCGUUCCAGUGUAACUGCCAUUCAUGAAUUGGCAGCCAGUCACCAAAAGGCAGAUGAGUUUUCUCGAAACAGCUCGUCUGAGAUAGAAUCUAUCAAGCAGAAUUGGCAGAGCAAAAAUAUUGAGAAGGGAGAUUUUUUUAGGGAAUCUAGUGUCAAUAAACAACCUAGCCGAUCUGCUUCCUCCCAUUCCAGUAUGGGUUCAUUCGACGAUGACAUUUCUGUUGAAAAUCUUCAGGAGGAAGGGUUUUCUCAUGAAGGAUUCACUGAGCCAGAAUCUGUUAACCCGAGUCAACAGAGUAAGGAAACCGAGAAGGGUGACCCUCUUGGAAUGGGAAGCCUCUGGAAACCUGGAAGGUCUUCUUUCUCUCAUUCCAGUACGAGUCCUAUAGAUGAUGAUGCUAUUUGGGUUACGAAUGUCCGCAAGCAUGCGGAUGAUGCUGAGCACUCUUCAGUCAGUAUGGGACAAGGAAACGCUCAAAUAGGCAGUGAGCAACCUGGUGUGAGUGAUUAUUGUGCUGCAGUUUUUGAUGACUCAGGAUCAGACAGUGACAGUCGUUUGGAAUUAGAUAGCCACAGUGACAGACGCGAACAUGACUCACACUUUUUGCCCCAAGGAAGAAAGUCACCAUCUCAUGUCUCGUCAAACACAGAUCCUUGGAGUCCAAAGCAGACGGGAAGUGAAUCUCUUCUGAAGGACAGCUUCAGCACACAACUGCAUUUUGGGACAGAAACCCAUCCUUCUGCCACGUUUUCUGAAGGGAUUGCAAAAACUACAGUUCCAUCGCAGUCUGAUGACUUAUUUCCUGCAACCUUCAAUGACUCUGAUGACCCUGCUAGUGAGAAUGAAGAGGGGGAUGAUUUUAAGCUCAGAGGACAAAUGGCUCAAAGCAGUCAUGGGCCGGCUGAUUCAUCACUUUAUAAGAAAAAUGAAGCAACAGGAUCAAACAGAAAAACUUGGUCACAUGCCGCCUCUGAUGAUUUUGAAUUAGAAGAAGCUCACUCUGAGAUUAACCAAAAGGCAGAACUGAACAUUGCUGCUGAAUAUCACCCAUCUGGAAAACAUACGAAAUCCCCCAGGAAAUAUGAUUUAGUCAUGGAACCGUUUAACAACUCAAUGGUUGAAGAGCAGCACCCAGUGCAAUCUUCGAGAAUUCCAUCAUCCAAGGAAGUAGGGACUCAGGAAAAGUUUGGUGCACCGACUUUGCUUGCUAGUUCUAACAAUUUGGGACUGUCAAAUAACUCGAGCAAUGAAAGUGGGAGUGAGUUGAACUUGGGAGGAUUAAUGGGUGGUUUCAGAAACAAAGGUUACAGCCGGCCACCUUACAUCAGGGGUCGUUCUGGUGAUGAUUCACUCCCAUCCAAACAAUCAACAAUGGAUGAGACACCCACCAUUGUUGAGACACCAGCUGAUUUCCGCACUGAGAAGGCCUCAGCAAGUUCUAAAGCUAACAAUCAUGAGCUGUACAACCAGAAACCGCGUGCAAACAUUCUCAAGGAAUCAGCCUCGUCAGCAAGAACCUUUUUUGAUUCAGAUAGUGAUGAUGCUGAGGAGAGACAGCUGCACCGACCUGUUGGCAGCAGUGGCUAUCGAGGUGGCAUGCUUUCCCGCAGGACAAAGGAUUCUCCAAGACAAUCUGAAACGGCUAGUCCUUCAAGGCUUAUGCGCAGGUCCGAGGUGUCAACUAGUUCUGCUUUUGGUGUUGGAAGCAGGUCCUCUCCUCUGAGUUCUUCUAUGGCUGAACCUCUUUCUAAGCCUCAAAUAAAGACAUCAAGGCCCAGUUCAUCAACUGCGCAACCAUCCAAGCAGCUUCCACAGAUUGAAAUUUCAGAAAGUAGAGAUAGUGCGAAAUCUUCUCAACCUAGUUCAGCUGUUGAACAACCAUCUAAGCUUGCCCUGAAGACUGUAAUAUCAGGGAGUAAUGAAAUUCCCAAGUUAUCGAGUUUGACCGUGCGCUCAACAUCAAGGGAGAACUCACAAAAGAGUGCUAGUCAUGUUCACCCAAAGCUUCCGGACUAUGAUUCCUUGGCUGCACACCUGGAGUCACUCCGAUCAGAUCGACGUUCGGAAUAGGCAUUACAUUCUCAAUGUUUGCAUUCUUUUUGGGGGGGUCAGGUCAUGAUAAUGAGAUAGUCAAUCGGAGAUCGAGAACCAUAUGUUGAUUUGUGCCAUAGUUUGCCAUUUGUUGAGUCACUAUUGUUGAUACAAAUUGCCAUAUUGCAUGUAGCUUCUUCGUAUAUUUAAAUAUGUUGAAGACAGAUAAUGGUAGAACAGGAAUAAGGUAAGAGCGCUAAUGAGAGAGCCACAGCUGGUGUCCUAAAAUCAAUUUCUACACAUGGAAAAGAGAAGGGGGGAAAACUAUGAAAGUACUUUCAGAUGCCAGCGUUUGCUCAGUCAUUGAGGCUCUUCGGUAGCAUUUCUCAUGUUUAAACAUGAUCUGAUAGUUAGUUGAGAUAUGGAACAAAUCUAUAGUUUUUCCUUUUUUCUUGUUUUUGUAAUUAUUUCAUUUGUAUUAUACCAUGACCUAUUUUAGUUACAUUAUGCUUGAAUCAGUCACCAUGUGUCUCUUUCCCCGA
Magnolia sinica is the source of this 4055-nucleotide messenger RNA. RefSeq lists its product as uncharacterized. Bases 238 to 3552 code for a protein of 1104 amino acids. Lineage: Eukaryota; Viridiplantae; Streptophyta; Magnoliopsida; Magnoliales; Magnoliaceae. The record is from RefSeq and is a predicted model, not a curated record. Gene Ontology annotation, biological process: protein transport. The transcript has 7 exons.